Molecule: messenger RNA, 1416 nt
Organism: Chaetomium fimeti
Lineage: Eukaryota; Fungi; Ascomycota; Sordariomycetes; Sordariales; Chaetomiaceae
Product: nucleotide-sugar transporter-domain-containing protein
Exons: 5
Coding region: 1-1416 (471 amino acids)
Biological process (GO): pyrimidine nucleotide-sugar transmembrane transport
Cellular component (GO): Golgi membrane
Molecular function (GO): UDP-galactose transmembrane transporter activity
Source: RefSeq, a predicted model, not a curated record
AUGGCAACGGGGCCGACCUUGCUUGGCAUGCCCAUGAAGCAGGCGUCAUUGCUCACAUUAAUGUUGCAAAAUUCGGCCUUGAUCCUGAUCAUGCACUACUCGCGGAUAAUGACCCCGCCGGGCGACCACCGCUACUUUGCUUCGACCGCCGUCCUACUCAAUGAGAUCAUUAAGCUCGCGAUAUCCCUUACCUUCUCGAUGCACGAGGCCUCGAGGAGUUUGGCGCCGCAGACGCCCGUGAUCGUGCUGGCCGAACAGAUAUACAACCAGGUGUUUUCGGGCGACUGCUGGAAGCUGGCAAUACCGGCCAUGUUGUACACAUUGGAGAAUACAUUGCAGUAUGUGGCGUUAGGCAACCUGGAUGCGGUGCAUUUCCAGGUUCUCUACCAGCUAAAGAUCAUUACCACCGCUGUCUUCAUGAUCGUCCUGCUCGGUCGCACCCUUGGCGCUAGGCGGUGGCUAUCGCUCAUCAUCCUCACCGUUGGCGUCUCGAUCGUCUCGCUCCCUUCGUCAAACGCCAAGGACAUGACGUUGGACAUCCACGACUUCAGCGACCACUUCUUCCCGCGGUCGGUGCACGAGUUGGGGCAGUUUGCGGGCGGCGUGGCAGAGGCCGCCAGAGAGCUCACGAAGCGGGGCGUCGUCGGGCUGGGCAACGAGCUCACCAAGCGGUCGGCGACAUACGAGGGCAUCGCCGACGAUCUGGACGGAGCCCCCAAGAUGAACUACUCGAUCGGCCUGACGGCAGUCCUGGCAGCGGCGAUCGUGUCCGGGUUGACAGGGGUCUACUUUGAGAAAUUGCUCAAGGACUCGACAACCCCGGCCUCGGUGUGGACCAGGAAUAUCCAGCUCUCCUAUUUCUCCCUCUUCCCUGCGCUCAUCAUCGGCGUCGUCAUCAACGACGGGGCCGAGAUCGUCAAGCACGGCUUCUUCGACGGCUACAACGGCAUCGUGUGGACCGCCAUCAUCUUCCAAGCCAUCGGCGGCGUGCUGGCCUCGCUCUGCAUCAACUACGCCGACAACAUCGCCAAGAACUUCGCCACCAGCAUCAGCAUCGUCAUCAGCUUCCUCUUCAGCGUCCUCUUCUUCGACUUCCAAGUCAACUUCACCUUCCUCCUCGGCACAACCCUCGUCCUCACCGCAACCUACAUGUACAGCCAGCCCGAGCGCAAGCGCGCCCGGCCCCCGCCCAUCACCAUCGCCGGCUACGAGAAGACCACUGCUGCUGCUGCUGCUGCUGCUGCUGCCAUAUCCGAAACCAGUGGCGCCUCCCGCUACGCCGACUCGGCCGACCGCCUGGCCGUGCCGCUCGACUCGGUCGCUGCUGUUGGGUUGUCGUCCGCGUCGCGCCCGGCGUCGCCGCUCGCGUUUCAUGGGCGCUCGCCGUCGGCGAGGGGGAGGAAGGGGGAUGAGUAG